UUUCAAUUUCCAAUUUCCCCAAAUUACGUACUACUCUCCAUUUGCUCACUCUCUCUUUCUCCCUCAAAUCAAGCAGCCCAGCCCACUAACCCAACGACCUGCCGCAACAAACACUGCCGAUACUCUCCACUUCUGAUACUUGGCUCGUUCUCUCGCGACUCAAAAGCGACGGCGGCGCGCGAAGUGGUGAUACUCAGACAUCGGUGGCCCGCGGCUGCGGUGACACACGCGACGGAGAAAGUGGCGGUACAUCAUACCACAUUUUCUCUCUUAUGCCCUAAUUAGUCCUCUCGUUUUCCCAAAUUCAAAUUCAAGGUGCUCCUUGUGAUUUCACUAUUUAAGGACUUUUGGCAUUGUUUCGAUGACUGAAGCGAAGGAGGUCAAGCCAUCUGGUGAUGACGUCACUGGGUUGGUGAAUAAUGAUCCUGAUGCUAUGAAAGUGGAGAUGAAACAUACAGAGGAUAUGGAAAACGUUGAAGAAAAGGAAGAAGGGGAAGACGCUGAAGACAAGGAAGAAGGGGGAGACGCUGAAGAAAAGGAAGAGGGAGAAGAGGUGGAGGAAGAGGAGGAGGAGGAGGAGGAGGAAGAGGAAGAGGGAGAGGAAGAGGAAGAGGGGGGAGAGGGAGAGGAAGAGACAGAAGAAUCAGAUGAAGAUACCGAGGAUGAGCAGGAUAACAAAUUGGAACAUGGGCCAGUUGAUGUGUCAAUUGAUGGCGGGGAGGAAGAAGAGGAAACAGAGGAUGAACUGGAGAACAAAUUGGAACCUCGUCCAGUUGAUGUGUCCAUUGAUGAUGGAAAGGUGUUGCAUGUGGAGGUGUCUCUUGAAAAGAACUCUGAUAGGAUAGUGGAUUCUCCAACUCAGGGGUCUGAAAACAGAAAAAUAAUGCAUGCAGUGAAUGUCAAACCCUCUGUGGAUGAUGAUGAUAUUUCUUUAUCAGAGGCUUCACUGAAAAGUAUCACGGGAGCCAUUAGGAAACCUGGUAUAUCUGAUGAAACGGGAUCCUUAAGACUCCACAGUGAAGAGGGCCAUGAUGCAAAAUCGGAUGCUUAUGAUUCACUAAAAGAUAGAAGGUUCAGUGAUGAAACUAUUUCCAGAAACCGACCUGCUUCAUUGAAGGUAGAGCACAUGGAAGAGGAAGAACCGAAUAAUGAGGCAAAGGAAAAAGGAGCUAUGGAUGUAGAUGACAGAAAUCCUAGUAAUGUCAACAUAUUUGACACAGAUACUUCCGGCGGAGGGGAGUCGGGAACGGAAGAUGAACAAACAGCUUUUCUGAUGGAGCUUGAUAAGUUUCAUAAAGAGAGAAGUCUAGACUUCAAACCACCAAAAUUCUAUGGAGAACCACUGAAUUUACUGAAGCUCUGGAGAUCUGUUCUGCAGUUGGGUGGCUAUGACAAGGCAACAGCAUGUAAAUAUUGGCGUCAAGUUGGAGAGUCAUUCAAACCCCCCAAGACUUGCACCACAGUGUCAUGGACCUUUCGCAUAUUUUACGAGAAGGCUCUUCUUGAUUAUGAGAGAUACAGAACAAGUAGUGAUGGCUCUAGCCUUCCUGGUUCGCUUGCUGUGCCUAUGGGGGCUGAAAAUCAGAUUGGUCAUGCACAGGGUGCUGGGUCAGGAAGGGCACGGAGAGUUGCUGCAGCUCGCGCUAUGGAGGGCUGGCAUUCUCAGCGUGUUCUUGACAAUGGUGAAGUUAGUGACCCAGUCAUAAAGGACAAGAAUCUCAUCUCCUUGAGCAAGAAAGAAAAACAGCUGAAAAACCUGGGUGAACUAAAACGGAAAAAACCAUCCUCAACAGAUCUUGCUGUGAAACCUGUGCGCACAAAAGUGCCAAAAGAACAAUCGGAGACCACAGUUAUUGACAUUGGAUCUCCUGCUGAUUGGGUGAAGAUUAAUGUUCGCGAGACUAAAGAUUGCUAUGAGGUCUAUGCUUUAGUUCCAGGGCUCCUACGUGAAGAGGUGCGCGUCCAGUCAGAUCCGGCUGGCCGUUUGGUUAUAUCUGGUGAACCUGAAAAUCCCGACAACCCUUGGAGUGUGACACCUUUCAAGAAGGUCGUUAGCUUACCAUCAAGAAUUGACCCACACCAGACAUCAGCCGUGGUGACAUUGCAUGGGCAAUUGUUUGUUCGGGUGCCAUUUGAACAAUAUGACUAAGCUUCCAACAAGUUCCACAAUGCACAUAAUGACGGAGUACUGUGAUAGUAAGGCCGCAGAUAACUAGUCACAUAGGAGAGCGAAGAGUGAGCUGAUAGUGUUGUUGAAGUUAGGUCUGUCCAAUCUGUAUCUUCCUGUAUGCCUCCAAACUUUCUGUACUUGUAGGACUUGCGUAUUGCAAGUUUCUUAUUAAGGAUGAAAUUAGGUUCUUCAAUGCAGCAUCAAAUUUUGCUGUUAUAUUGUGUGAUGCAGCCGUCAGCUGAUUUGCCUUGCAAAGUGCUACCGAUUGCUGAGUGCAUUUUAUUUUAGUUUAUUUUUCAGUGUGA
Messenger RNA from Spinacia oleracea (spinach), 2475 nucleotides. Its product is annotated as AT-rich interactive domain-containing protein 6. Gene Ontology annotation, molecular function: DNA binding. NCBI's taxonomy places the organism in Eukaryota, Viridiplantae, Streptophyta, Magnoliopsida, Caryophyllales, Amaranthaceae. Gene Ontology annotation, cellular component: nucleus. Bases 362 to 2149 code for a protein of 595 amino acids. The transcript is spliced from 14 exons. The record is from RefSeq and is a predicted model, not a curated record. Gene Ontology annotation, biological process: regulation of transcription by RNA polymerase II.